AGUGUUUAUUACAUACUCUUUUCUUUGCUGCCAUAGUUACUGUUUUAUUGUUGAAAAACUAUUAUGUGUACUGUGUUUAUUGUUUUAUUGCUAGAAUACUGGUUUAGUUUUUUUUUUUUACUGCUGGAGUGUUUGGUAUUCUGUAUGUUCAAUCGCUGGUUCAUUUCUUAUUUAUUUUAGGCGAUUAGCAAUAAGUUUAAAGAGAUGAGGAAGAAACAACUCCCACAUACAUGCAGCAGGAGAGGAUAUGCUCGAACAAUGGAUGACAUGAGUAGGGAAAGCUCAAAACCUGUAACAAGAGUUCAAGCUUUCUUAAAGACACACACAAAGAAGAAUGGUGAACCUGUGAAUGCACAAGCUGCUGAAGUUAUUGAGAAGCUACAAGUUCUUGCAAAUGAAAAACCAGAUUCAUGCACAACACAGAAUACUGUACAAGAUGCUCUCACUAUCAUAUUUGGUCCUGACAAGAAUGGUAGAUCAUUAGCUAAUGGGAGGGGAGUAACUAAUACAAAGUUAGCUAUUCUAAGAGCAAGAGAUGACCAUAUUUCACAAUUGGAAUCAAGUCAAUGUGAGAUGAAGAAUAAAAUGUCUGAGAUGAUGAAUCUUAUUAAUACUAUUGCAAAAAGUGUAAACAUUCAGGGGUUUACUCAACCAAGUGAAGCGGAGUCACACAUGCCUUCUCCUAUGAGUGUUAAUAAUCUGAAGUUCACUCCUGAAAACAAUGCUUGCAAUUUACUUGAUUGGAAUGGAAGUGGAGAAAUUGUUGCAGAAGGUCGAUGGUCUUCUAGUGAUCCUUUAUGUGAGGUGCAUCAUCUUCGUCUUGGGCCUAAUGCAAUGAGAGUUUGGGUUGAUGUUGCUAAGAAACCUACUGCAUAUUUAUGGAGACCAACAUCACAUAUGAGUACAAUUGAAGAAGCGGUUGGUUGCACUGUUGCUUGGCCUUCUAAUAAAGUUACAAUGAGAUAUCUUUGGUGCACAACUAAUGAAUGA
Molecule: messenger RNA, 990 nt
Organism: Humulus lupulus (European hop)
Lineage: Eukaryota; Viridiplantae; Streptophyta; Magnoliopsida; Rosales; Cannabaceae
Exons: 7
Coding region: 205-990 (261 amino acids)
Source: RefSeq, a predicted model, not a curated record